Molecule: messenger RNA, 1059 nt
Organism: Saitoella complicata NRRL Y-17804
Lineage: Eukaryota; Fungi; Ascomycota; Saitoellomycetes; Saitoellales; Saitoellaceae
Product: pfkB family carbohydrate kinase
Exons: 2
Coding region: 1-1059 (352 amino acids)
Biological process (GO): purine ribonucleoside salvage
Cellular component (GO): nucleus; cytosol
Molecular function (GO): adenosine kinase activity
Source: RefSeq, a predicted model, not a curated record
AUGUCUGGCAAGGAAUACGUCCUCUUCGGUCUUGGAAACCCUCUCCUUGACAUUCAGGCCAACACUGGCACUGAUGUCCUCGAGAAGUACGGCCUCAAGGCCAACGAUGCUAUCCUCGCCGAGGACAAGCACAAGCCUAUUUACGAUGAGCUGAUGACCAAGUAUGAUGCCAAGUUCCUCGCUGGUGGUGCUGCCCAGAACGCCAUGCGUGGUGCCCAGUACGUCCUUCCUCCCAAGUCCACCGUCUACGUUGGAUGUGUCGGUAAGGACAAGUUUGCUGAGCAGUUGCACGCUGCCAACGAGCGUGAGGGUUUGAGGACCGAGUACUUGGUUGACGAGUCCACCCCUACUGGAAAGUGUGGUGUUGUCAUCACUGGUAACAACCGCUCCCUCGUCACCGACCUUGCUGCUGCCAACAACUACAAGCUCGAGCACUUGAAGAGCCCUGAGAUCUGGAAGUUGGUUGAGAAUGCCGAGUUCUUCUACGUUGGUGGGUUCCACUUGACUGUCUGCGUUGAUGCCAUCAAAGCUCUCGGUGAGCACGCUGCCGAGACCAACAAGACCUUCGUCAUGAACCUCUCCGCUCCCUUCCUUUGCCAGUUCUUCAAGGACGGCAUGGACGCUGUUACCCCCUACUGGGACUACAUCCUCGGUAACGAGUCUGAGGCUGCUGCUUGGGCUGAGGCUCACGGUCUUGAGACCACCUCCGUCCAGGAGAUUGCCGAGCACAUUGCUGCCCUCCCCAAGGCCAACAACAAGCGUGAGCGCACCGUCGUCUUCACUCAGGGUGCUGAGUCCGUCAUUGUCGCCAGGCCCGGAAAGGAGACUGUUGUAUACCCUGUUCCUAAGCUCUCUGAUGACGAGAUCGUCGACACCAACGGUGCUGGUGAUGCUUUCGCUGGUGCAUUCUUGGGUAUGUUGGUCAAGGGCGAGUCUUUGGAAACUUGUGUCGAGGCCGGUACCUGGUUGGCUCAGCUCGCUAUCAAGGAGGUCGGUCCUUCUUUCCCUUACCCCAAGCACGGCUUCAUGAGCAGCAAGGCUGGUAUUGUAACUAAGUAA